Messenger RNA from Etheostoma cragini (Arkansas darter), 1865 nucleotides. RefSeq names its product zinc finger protein 385D-like. Gene Ontology annotation, molecular function: zinc ion binding; nucleic acid binding. NCBI's taxonomy places the organism in Eukaryota, Metazoa, Chordata, Actinopteri, Perciformes, Percidae. The transcript has 8 exons. Bases 118 to 1341 code for a protein of 407 amino acids. The record is from RefSeq and is a predicted model, not a curated record. Gene Ontology annotation, cellular component: nucleus.
AGUUAGGAGGAGGAGAAGGAGGGAAUCCAGAUGGGAAGGAGCCGCAGGAGAGAGAGAUAGAGAGAGAAAGGGAGACGGACUGUGGAGGAAAGACACAAGCUUCAUCUCUGCCAGGAGAUGAAAGACACUUUUUCUUACACUGAACGAAAACGGAUACCACUUGGUGCCGCCAUGUAUUUUGGUAGUGUGUGUCACAGCGCUCUGCUGCCGCUGGCCCGCCCGACACUGGGCAGGACCCAGCCCUCCCCAGACCCGAAGCCCCUCGUUCCUUUCCACCUGCUGCCUGGAUUCACAGACAUGGAUCACAUCCAUAAAGCUCUGAUUGGCCCAGGCAUCAGGCUAACCUCGCCGCUAAAGAGGAAGCAAAGUUCCUGCGGAGUCUGUCGACUGAGGUUUAACUCUGAGGUGCAGGCUUCUUCCCACUACAGUGGCACCAAACACGCGAAAAGGCUGAAAGCGAUGGACGCCCCUGAUUCACAGAUCAGGACCUCUGAACUGGUUGCCAAGGAAACCACACUGCAAAUCCUACCGUCACCCUGCUCUCAGCCUUCCAGCUCUGACACAACAUCAGGAGAUCUGUCAACCCCAAACCUUACCUUAGAAGCGGCACCUUUGAGCAGCGUCACCACUGAAACUAUGAAUGCACCCUCUGACCCCUCCCUGUCGCCUGGCCUGAGGACACCAGAGAAAGAGACAAAAAGAGACGAAGAGGUGGACGCGGCUCCAGAAGAGGAAACGGAAGAAGAGAAAGCUAUACGUCUUCUCUACUGCUCCCUCUGUAAGGUUGCUGUGAACUCUGCCUCCCAGCUGCAGGCCCACAACAUUGGCACUAAGCACAAGACAAUGCUGGAGGCAAGGAGUGGGGGUGGAGCCAUCAAGUCCUUCCCGAGGACGGGGAUCAAGGCCAAGUUGGUCGCGGCAGCUGAGUCGUCAACUGGACUCCAGAACAAAACUUUCCACUGUGAGAUCUGCGAUGUGCACGUCAACUCUGAGACCCAGCUCAAACAGCACAUCAGCAGUAGGAGACACAAGGACAGAGCAGCAGGUAAACCAGCCAAGCCUAAGUUCAGCCCUUACCCUCCCACCCAGCGCCAUCAGAGUUUCCAAGCAAUCGGUCUCGCUCUACGGAAAAACCAAGAGCUGACCAAACCUAUGGCCUCCUGUCUUCUACAGCGUCAACUUUCCGUUGCUGCUGCCAUGGCAACGAUGCCACCCUUCCCUCUCCGCCAUGCCUCGAGCCCCUCCCUGUAUCAGAGUCAGCCCAUCCCCCAGGCGCUACUGCAUCCGGCCCCUGGACCCAUCUGUUCGACACACGCAUCAGUUCUAUUUUCCCCUUACUGACCCCGUCGAGGUCUCAAUCAGCUGUGAACUGCAGCUAAAAGCAGACCUGAGACCUGAACAAGAUGUGAUAUAAGACAGGGCUUACAGUACUCUGCGGUGUCAUGGACCAGGACUGAAUAUUAUUUGCUGUGGCCAAAACCAUAAAGUAGAAUGGGAUGGAGGAAGCACAAAACAGUAAAUGAGCGAAAACAAGAGCGUGUGUGAGUGUGAGUGUGUGCGUGUGCAUGCGCAGAUAUAGCCAUCAUAGAGGUGCAAUUCUUUACAUUUUGCUGCACUACUGCUUUAUUCCCCCAGUAAUAAACAAGUUUUAUAGAUGCUGAUAAUCUAUAUGACAAUCAAGAAAAUCUCUCUUACAAUAGACAGUUUAACUCAUAGACAUAAAGAUGCAUGAUGAUAAACUUCCAUGAUGACCAUAACUGUGCGUAUUUGUGUGUGUAGAUAAGCGUACGAGUACGAAUGCCAAUCAGAGUAUGCUUGAAGAAGGAUGUUUAUUAUUUUCCAAUAAACAAUAGCUGUGAUACUCA